Messenger RNA from Dendronephthya gigantea, 4311 nucleotides. Its product is annotated as degenerin deg-1-like. Bases 2013 to 3935 code for a protein of 640 amino acids. The record is from RefSeq and is a predicted model, not a curated record. The transcript has 13 exons. Gene Ontology annotation, cellular component: membrane. NCBI's taxonomy places the organism in Eukaryota, Metazoa, Cnidaria, Anthozoa, Malacalcyonacea, Nephtheidae. Gene Ontology annotation, molecular function: ligand-gated sodium channel activity. Gene Ontology annotation, biological process: sodium ion transmembrane transport.
UUUACAUUAGUCUAUGCGAUUGGCUUUUUGUUAACCCUUGUCAUCAUCGAAGCUUUUAUAAACGAGAUCUUGCCUUCGUUUGAGCACGACAAGAUCGCAGUAACCAGGCCGUUUACCACCAUAAUGAUAGAUAGAAACCGUUUAGACGAACCUAAGUUAAACAUGAAUAAUACGACACAAAAUAUAAUCUAGAGAUCAACAACCUAAAAUUGAAAAUACCAUGGUGCGCACAAUGUCAAUAUUUCGCUUAAUUGAUAACGUAAUAAACCUCCAAAUGAGCCAGGACGUGUUUCACUUAACUAAACCAUUAUUAAUUGAAAUAUUUAGCUCGCAACUAAUUUUACACCCAUACAUGUUAUAUGGUCAACCUGUUCUCAGUAUUACGUGUAAUUUUUCGAUUCCUACACGCCGAACUGAACAUCAGUGGGUUGCAAUAAACUAUUUCGAGGUAGAUAUUGCAGAUAUUAUGGGAAAGAAAUAAGUGAUACUUGAUCGAUUUUAUUUGAUCUUAUCAAUCCUAAAUAGUAAGAUUUGACCGUGCGAAUCAUUGAUCUUUAUCGAGAAAUUGGUCGUACAAAUUGUCAGAUCUUCUUCGCCUAUGUUCCCAAAGAUGAAUAAGCUCAUAAGCUCCGAUAUUCGAAAGUAUUAUUAGCGGUCAACCCCUAUAUUUAGCCUUUCACAACCGAAAAAUUUCGUUAAUGAGAUUUUUCCAGCAUGAUUCACACUAAAAAAGCCGACAGUCGAAGCCUUACGUGUGUGUGGCAUUGGAUUAACACUUUCAGAUCAAACUUGCAUUUUAAAUCCAUUUAAUUCUUGGUGCAAUGUGUAACAUCAUCCUCCUUAUUUGGAAUUGUACAUUAAACAGCUGGUGAGAACAUCGUUAUGCCCUGGUAAUCACUAAUGACAUUUUCAGAAUUUACAUACGAUCAUGAUAAGUUUUAAACCGUGUUUAAAGAGUGUAAUUACAAGUCAGUGCAUGUUAUAGAACAGUAACUGGUCAGUUAUUGAAGUGUUUCGCCAGGAUUCCUUUCAUAAACAAGUAUCAGAGAGACAUGAACUAAAGUUUGGAUCUCUACCGAGGCGCAGUGUUCAUUACAGGCAGGUAAAGAAGAGAAGAGGGUCGUUUCAUGGGAAAUAUCAUUCGUUCAGUGAUUCACCGUUGUUGUGCUUGUGCAAACUGAAAUGUAAAAUGACGUCAUGGCAAAACGCAAUUAUAAGACAGUGAAAUCACGUAUUCGUGCUCAGCAGGACUGAGACAAAAGCAUUUUCUCAAUGUGUUUAUUUAAAAAAAGAAUAUACAGUAGUUUACUUAGUUCGCCCUGGUCGUCGUCAUCCCCUAUAUUUCUGACUUAUCAAUAAAAAGUAAACUUCUGAACAGCGAAUACACACUGAUGCAGUGUAUGUACUGUUCUGCAAAAUGAAUAUUAAGCGUUUGUGGUUUCAUCUGAUAAACUAAAAAUAUCUAAACUUUGGCUUUCUAGUGUGUGAAUAAGAAGAUUUUUGAUAAAGAAGUAGAUGAAAAUCCUGCCUUUGUUAACUGUAAGAUUUGCAAUGCGUAAUGACAUGAUAAAUCUAUGAAAAUUAUCGCUAUUAGGAAUCGUCAUCGAGUAAAUAUUGUCUAACCACUAUGGCAUAGUUGUAUUCCUGCUAUAGAAAUAGGAUUUUCAAUCAAACCAUCGGAUCAGUGAUAUUUUAAAUAGUUGUAUUCAUGUUUAAGAAAAUAGCAUAAGCCAGUCAAUGCACGAAAAGAAUGCGAGUUUUUUUUACAGCUGUUAAAUGUUAAACAGCUGUCUCCAAAAGAUCUUGGUUGGUAACUAUAAAUACAAUGAUUUUUAGACAAUAGUUUAUUAAAUGGCACAGGGUGAUGUUGGUGGCUUCAGUUGGGGCUACGCAGGAUCGCUUUUGUAAGCUAAUUCUGUACAGUACUACGGUGAUCAGAGAGUUGCACCGUCAUCGCGAAGACAUACACUUUGUCGCAAAGACCACAACGUAUAGGUUUAUAUAAUCCAAGAAUGGAGGGAAAAAAUGGCAUUUCCUCAACGACACCGGGGAAGAAAAAAGAAAGUAAAUCUUUCAAAAAACUUGUACACAAUUUUAUGGGUUACACGUCAGCACACGGCAUCGGGCGUCUGGCUGAUGCUAAAAACCUGUUCUGGAAAAUUUUUUGGUCGCUGGUUUGCAUGGGAGCAUUAUCCAUGUUUCUUUAUCAGUUUAUUGGGUUGUUUAAGCAAUUUGUAUCCAAACCUGUCACGACGUCGGUCUCAAUCACGUUUGAGAAGCGCCUUCCCUUUCCAGCAGUUACCAUUUGUAAUCUAAACAUGGUUCGAAGGGAAGCAAUGCCCCCAGAGUUGGAGAAGUUUCUCAAAAGUAGAGUGGGCUACUCUAAAUCUUCGAAUGAAACAGAGAAUACUGGUGAAAAUAGGCGAAGACGUAGCAGUGGAGAUUCUGGGGGUCCCCAGACGAACUACAGCAGUACAACUGUGGUACCUACCCCUGGGGAUCCCCAGACGAACUACGACAGUACAGCUGUGGUACCUCUCACUGGGGAUUCCCAGACGAACUACGACAGUACAGCUGUGGUACCUACCCCUGGGGAUCCCCAGACGAACUACGACAGUACAGCUGUGGUACCUACCCCUGGGGAUUCCCAGACGAACUACGACAGUACAGCUGUGGUACCUCCCGCUGAGACGGGUAAUGAUGAUGAUGACGCCACAAACCCGCAAACCAAAGAAAGUGAUCACGAUGAUGAUCUUUAUAAUAACAAUGACGAAUACUCGCAAUAUCGUGAGGACGUCAAUGAUCAUAACUCUGAUUAUUAUGAAGAGAAUGAGGACGACGAGUUCCCGGAUGAAAAGGAAUUAAGCCCGGAUGUUAGGUUACGUUACGAAAUAGAUAAUUUAAUUGGAACAUUGGAAGAAGAUGAACUUUAUUGGAACGGACAUUUAUUUGAAGUUUUAAUCAAGAAUUGUACCUGGAAAGGCGUUGACUGUAAAACUGGAAAUUUAAGCAAAUACUGGAGCCAACAUUGGAAUUACAAAUAUGGGAAUUGCUACACGUUCAAUCCCGGGAUUAAUUUCCACGGCGAGAACAUUGGCGUUUUAAAAACAACAAAACCUGGGCCGUCCCAAGGUCUCCAGUUGGAAAUUGAUGUUCAGCAAGAUCAAUACAUAGGACCUCUCUCAGCCGAAGCUGGAGUUCGUGUCUUACUUCAUGAUCAGGGAGCGAUGCCUUUUCCUUUUGAAGAGGGUUUUAGUGUAUCAACAGGAAUGGCGACAUCAGUUGGUAUCAGCAAGACGAAAAUUGCGAGAUUAGAUAGGUUCAACAACAAAAGCUGUCUGUCAGCAAAUGAACUCCCAAUGACUAAUAUCUACCGACGUCACAAGAACAUCACAACUUACUCACAGCAGGCCUGUCUAAACUCUUGCCUUGGGUUAAGUCAAAGGAUACGAUGUAAAUGUUCUGAGAAUUCUUUUCCGUCAGAUAAGCCUCCAUGUGACGUGUUUAAUCCGGAAACCAGUAAAUGUCUGAAGGUUGUGAAGUAUCUUUUCAACAACGAUAAGCUGUCAUGUCUUGGUGACUGCAGUCAACCGUGCGAGGAAGAAGUAAUUCAGAAGACAAUCAGCUCAUCUCAAUGGCCAUCAAAGGCUUAUAAGGAAUAUCGUACUCAUCAAAACAAAGACUAUAACCCAAGCAUCAAUAUGUUGCAGUUGAACGUGUUUUUUAACGAGCUAAACUAUGAAAAAAUUGAGGAGCAAUUUUCGUAUGGGACCAUCAAUCUCCUCGCUGAUGUUGGCGGACAAUUGGGUCUGUGGAUUGGAAUUUCUGUGAUCACAGUUUGUGAACUUAUCGAGUUAAUUGUGAUGUUUUUCACGGUGUGUGUGAAGAAAAUUAAUGCAGCGAGCGAAGUUCACGAGAUACCUGCCUAUGGAUAAAAUAUCAGCAGUGACAGUGUGGAAUCAAUCUUCAGCUUAUCAUUCAAACAGUACCAAGGUGAAAACACGGAUAAAUAGAUUGUUCAAUAAAGUAUUUAUGCAUUUGCGGGAUUUAAAAACCCGACAUUAGCCAAGGUAUUCUUCAAACUAUGUUAAUCAGUUCAGGUUGUAGUUUUGACAGAAAAAGCUGCCAUAUCCGGUGCAUGUAUAAUCGAUCCACUAGUUGCGAAGGUGGUAAGAUCUUCUACUAUACAGUAGACUGUAAAAUAGGGAAAUAAAGCUGUGUAAUAGAUAAUGUAUAUUUUACCAGCACAAUAUGGUAUCUGUAUUUAUGGUAAACAUUUCAUUAUUUUCAUAUUAUAUCAUAUAGUGUGCC